AUGGCUGAAGAACAAAAGCCCGUGUUGUUGAUGGACCAUUAUGUUCCCACUACAUACACCCCUUCUUCAAGCCUUCAGCUGCCGAAUAUCACGGCAGCUCAUUAUGAAAUUAAGCCCAGCAUUAUUCAAAUGCUCCAAUCUUUUUAUGGGCUUAAUAACGAGGACCCCUAUAAGUAUCUUGAUGACUUCCUUGAGAUCUGCUUAACCAUGAGGUUACAGAACAUCUCUGAAGAUGCUUUGCGGAAUUCGGGACCUUCUGUAGGAGUGCAAAAUCAAGCACACCCAUUGCCUCCUAAUCAAUCCUAUAAUCCAAAUUAUCGGCCCCAUCAAUAUCAUUACCAGUUAGCUCCUCCUCCUAGAAAUUCUGCUUUUGAGGAGAAAGUUUUAACUGCAAUUGGCAACUUGGAAGCAAAUACUCAAUUGCUGAAUUCUCAUUCCCAAUCGAUUGCCAAGUUAGAAGGUCAAGUUGGACAACUGGAGUGCUUCCAGCGCACCACCCAUAAGCAAGUCCAAGCGGUUACAACCUUAAGGAGUGGAAGGACAGUCGAUAAUCAGGUUAGGCAAAAGAACACUGAAGAAGAUGAAUCCCGACCAAAUCCAAAGUUACCCCUUGAGAAUCCAAAAGAGAAGUUGAAAACCACUCCUGAGACACCUUAUGAGCCUAGAGCUUCAUUCCCUGAACGUCUCAAGGAGCCUCCUAGUGCUAUCCCAUCUUAUGCUAAGUUUCUAAAAGAUUUGUGUACUCAAAAGCGCAAGAUGAGGAAGCGUAGUCCAGAAAAAAUUCUUUUGACCGAGCAAGUGAGUUCUUUGAUACAAGACACCGUUGCCCCCAAAAUUAAGGAUCCGAGUGCUCCGACUAUUUCUUGUAUUAUUGGAGACCAUACCAUUGACAAGGCACUCCUUGAUUUAGGUGCAGGUGUUAAUUUGUUACCUUACUCGGUCUAUGAGCAAUUAGGACUAGGAGAGUUGAAGCCCAUGACGGUUGUCUUACAACUUGCAGACAAAUCCGUAAAGAAACCCCGUGGUAUAAUUGAAGAUGUAAUCAUUAGAGUGGACAGGUUUUACUUCCUAGUAGACUUCAUUGUUCUUGAUACAGAACCUAUCCCAGACCCAGCAAGGCUUAUCCCAGUCAUCCUUGGACACCCUUUCCUAGCUACGGCUAAUGCUUGCAUAAACUGCAAGACAGGAGAAAUGGAGAUAACCUUUGGGAACAUGAAAGUAAGGCUGAACAUUUUCAAGGCUUUUCAGCAUCCACCGGAUAUUAAUGAGUGUUUCUUAUUGGACAUGAUUGAAGAAACUGUUAAAGACACACUACCCAACCUUUUGAUUAAAGAUCCAUUGGAGGCUUGCCUGUCUCACUUUGACUUUGAGGACUUUGAUACAGAGCAUUAUGUUGGCGAAGUAAAUUCAUUACUUGACACUACAGCUGCAAUAGACUUUCCUCCUUGGAGAGUGCCAAAAGAGCUAUUACCUAGCACGUCAGGCAUCCCUCAUAUUCCUUCUCUGAUUUCCCCACCAAAGCUUUAG
Messenger RNA from Alnus glutinosa, 1527 nucleotides. RefSeq lists its product as uncharacterized. The transcript is spliced from 4 exons. NCBI's taxonomy places the organism in Eukaryota, Viridiplantae, Streptophyta, Magnoliopsida, Fagales, Betulaceae. Bases 1 to 1527 code for a protein of 508 amino acids. The record is from RefSeq and is a predicted model, not a curated record.